Molecule: messenger RNA, 1020 nt
Organism: Dentiscutata erythropus
Lineage: Eukaryota; Fungi; Glomeromycota; Glomeromycetes; Diversisporales; Gigasporaceae
Source: the annotation of a GenBank genome assembly
AUGACAUAUAACAAACUUCAUCUACUUGUCUUGCCUGAACUUUUAACCGAAAUUUUCUCAUAUCUUACUGAAGACAAAGCACUAUUCCCAACCUUAUUCGUUAACCGGUUCUGGUAUUUAUACUCCGCUCCAGUAUUAUGGAGAAAGGCUGAUUUUAUCGGUAGGCUAAACAAUGUCUCUAAUGAUGAGCUAUAUGGAAUUGCUAGAUCCUGUCCCAAUUUACGUCAUCUAAAAAUCAAAUGGUGUUGUGGUUUAUCUGAUAGAGUUAUUAGUAAGAUUACGCAAAUUUGUCUUCUGGAAUCUCUCAGUAUUUCGUGUAAUAGUAAAGGUAUAAAACGAUUUAGCAAAUUAAAUAAUAUGAAGGAUACAACUUUAUUUGCUCAAUCAUGUAUUAAUUUGCGUUACCUGAAAUUGGGAUAUAGUAAACACAUUACUGAUAUAUCUAUAAUCAAGAUUGCACAAAACUGCCCAUACUUAGAAUAUCUUGGUUUACAGACAAGUAAUAUUACCGAUGCAUCAUUAAAACAGAUUGCCGAAUCGUGUCCAAAACUUCUUAUUCUAAGUUUAGUCGGAUGCCAAAAAAUAACAGAUGGGGGUAUAUGUGCAAUUUCUUCAGCUUGUUCAAAUAUGCAAUUAUAUACCUUAGAGGACUGUGAAGGGAUUACUGAUAUAUCGGUUAAAAAAAUCGCACAAUCAAAUCUGAACCUUAAAUAUCUCAAUCUUGUUUGGUGUUACCUUAUAUCUGAUGAGUCCAUUUGUGAGAUAGCACGACUCUGCCCUAAGCUCGAAGGUCUUCAACUCGAAUCUUGUGAUAUUACUGAUACGUCUAUUUAUGCAAUAGCACAUUCGUGUCAUAAUUUGCGGGGUCUUAAUAUUAAAGAUUGUCAUUAUCUCUCUGAUGUUACCAUUAAUACUUUAAUAAGCAGAAAAUCCAAUAUCAUUAUUCCUGGCUGGAAUCCGGCAGAUAUAAAUAGUGGGUCGGAUACAGAUGUGAAUAGUGAGUCAGGUAUAUCAUUAUAG